AUGAUGCUGGAGGCUGAGAUGGCGGAACUUGAAAGGCUGGUUGCUCUAGAGGAAGAGCAGAUUAUGCAAGCAAAAGUCUUGAGCUUGGAGGAAGCUGCAAAGGCAUCCUGGGUUGAGGCUUCAGCACCUGAGGCUUCCAAGAGGCCCCAUCAGCCCUCAGAGAAGGUCUUGGCAGCAACAGCAAGCGAUGCAAAGAGACCCUGUGUAGAAGCACCCCAGAAGCCCUCGGUGUUGCCGGCAACAACAAGCGAUGCAAAGACGCCCCGUGUAGAAGCACCCCAGAAGCCCUCAGAGAAGGUGUUGUCGGCAACAACAAGCGAUGCAAAGAGGCCCCGUGUAGAAGCACCCCAGAAGCCCUCAGAGAAGGUGUUGCCAGCAACAGCAAGCGAUGCAAAGAGGCCCCGUGUAGAAGCACCCGAGGAGGUUCAGCAAACCCCAGAGAAGGUUUUGCCAAAGAGGCCUCGAACCAGUCCGGAUGCUGAGACAGUGGCAAAGAGUGCAUUGCUAGCUGGGACGGACAUUCCUUCAGGACCUGACUGCUUCGAUACUCUUCCGUACGACAUGGAGAUGGUGAGCCUCGACAGCAAGCUCUUCGAGAUGGCGGUUGAUGAGGAGGGCUCUCAGGCGACAGAUCCCGAUGAUGAUGCUGAUGAUGAUGGCAGUGCUGAUGAAGUUCGGAGCCACGAUCGCAGCUGCUCUCCGAUUCCAGCUGAAUCCGAUGCUGUCACCCCGACCGAACCCGAAGGGGAAGUCCCGACUGAAGCAGAUGGCUCGCCAGUCUUGCCACCCUGCCCUUCCUCAGGCGAUGCAAAGGCCUUAUGUCCUGCAGAGCAGAAUCGGAUGAGUGGGGCCAAGGCUAAAACCAAAGCGAAAGCAAAAGCUAAGUGCAAAGUCUUGAUUUCCAAGCCCGACCGAAGUGCUUCAGAGGACGCUGAGAGUGAUGAUGAUGACGAGGAUGAGCCUGUUAGCUUCAAGCGGCCAGCAGGCCGUGGUCUGCCCCGGGGCGGUCGUGGAGCCACUGCCUGUGGGCGGGGCAGAGGGCGUGGACGUGGCAGGGGUCGGGGAGCCAAGGCAAAGAAUGAUGAGGAUGAAGAUGCUGAGGAGAUGUCACAGGAGGAGCAAGAGGAGGGAGACGAUGCCAAGAGCCGGGUUUCGAAGAAGGAGAAAGGAGAUGCCAAGGCCAAAGCCAAGCCCAGAGGUAAGGCGAAAGCCAAGGCGACAGCCACCAAGAAGAAAAGUAAGGAACAGCUUGCAAAGGAAGCCAAGAGCCGGAAAUCCGUUGCAUACCACAAAGCCUUUAAAAGCGCAAAGGAUGAAGGAUGCCUCCACGACGCCAGCCUCGUGUUCGCCAGUGGCAAGUUCGCAGUUGCCUUGCAGGUAUUGUUGCUUCGCUGGAUGGAAACAUUAUCCUAUGAUGGGACCUACGAGUUCUUUGAAUUGUUUGCCGGAGAGGGCAAAGUUACGCAUGCCAAAGGCUACCGCACCGCCAGCUUCGACAAGGUCUACGGGGGCCCCAUGGACUUUCUCAAAAGUUCGGGCUUCACGAGUGAUGGCUGCAAUUUUGUUCGUGAGUUCAGUCGGCACCUUGGCAAAGACGGCAAGAUGAAGUUCACUGGCCAGAAGAAGGAGCUGAAGCAAUCUGGGCGCCUCGCUAGUCAUCAAGGGUUUUGGGAAUCGAGGGUUGUCGGGAUUCAGAGUAGAAGCAAGGCGAGGGCCAGAGAGGUAGAGGGACACCGGGGGCAGAGAGAGAGAGAGAGACCUAGACAAGACAGAGAGAGAGGGAGGGGUUUGGGAUCUUUUGUUGGGUGGCUUGGGGUGUUCCGAUCUUGA
This is a messenger RNA of Symbiodinium necroappetens, 1830 nucleotides long. NCBI's taxonomy places the organism in Eukaryota, Dinophyceae, Suessiales, Symbiodiniaceae. The record is from the annotation of a GenBank genome assembly.